Balaenoptera ricei (Rice's whale) is the source of this 489-nucleotide messenger RNA. Its product is annotated as late histone H2B.L4-like. Bases 1 to 489 code for a protein of 162 amino acids. The transcript has 3 exons. Lineage: Eukaryota; Metazoa; Chordata; Mammalia; Artiodactyla; Balaenopteridae. Gene Ontology annotation, cellular component: nucleosome. Gene Ontology annotation, biological process: nucleosome assembly. The record is from RefSeq and is a predicted model, not a curated record. Gene Ontology annotation, molecular function: protein heterodimerization activity; DNA binding; structural constituent of chromatin.
AUGGUACAGAAAUAUCAAAAUCAAAAAGUUCAAGAAAAAAAACCUAUUCCCCGUUCCCUAAUAUCUGGAGAUGCUACUCUAAGUCAUUCAGAUGAAUCUGAUUCUAUUCCUUCCAAAAAGCCCGGGCACCAAGGAAGCCGAGCCGAAGAAGCCGAAGCGCCGCUGCAGCCGCCGUCGCCGCUGCAGCCGCCGCCGCCGCUGCAGCCGCCGUCGCCGCUGCAGCCUCCGCCGCCGCCGCUGGUGCUGCAGCGGGUCCAGGAGGGCCUGAGCCUCUCGCAGGAGGCCGUGAACGUCAUGGAUUCGUUCGUGAAGGACAUCUUUGAGCGAAUCACCGAUGAGGCGGCGCGCCUGGUCCGCUCCAGCAAGCGCUCCAUCCUCACCUCCAGAGACAUGCAGACCUCCGUGCGCCUGCUGCUGCCUGGGAAGAGGGGCAAGCACGCCAUAUCCAGCGCCACCAAGGCAGUCAUUCGGUACCUAACCGGCAAAUGA